Molecule: messenger RNA, 3023 nt
Organism: Thecamonas trahens ATCC 50062
Lineage: Eukaryota; Apusomonadida; Apusomonadidae
Product: serine/threonine protein phosphatase
Exons: 2
Coding region: 35-3007 (990 amino acids)
Biological process (GO): calcineurin-mediated signaling
Cellular component (GO): cytoplasm; calcineurin complex
Molecular function (GO): calmodulin binding; calmodulin-dependent protein phosphatase activity; calcium ion binding
Source: RefSeq, a predicted model, not a curated record
CUUCGACUGGCUGAGAAUACGGAUAUAGGGCAGUAUGGGCAACGCUCAAGGACACACACCCGUCUCUCGGAGACAUGGGUGGGAAAAGCUGUCUGCAGAUGAGGCCAAGGACACGGCACGGAGCCACGGACGGCGGUCGAGCAGGGACAAGGGCGAGGGCAAGGCGAGCAAGGCGAGCAAGGCGGGCAAGCGGUCGCAGUCAAGCUCGGGAUCAGACUCGGGGUCCGACUCGAGGUCGGACUCGGGGUCAGACUCGGGGUCAGACUCGGACUACGAGUCCGGCACCGAUUACGAGUCCGGCUACGAGGACUCGGGCCUGUCGUUUGGGUCCGGAUCGGGCUCUAGGAGCGAGGCAAGCAGCCGAGAGGAGCCCGAGCUGAGCGAGGGCGAGCUGCGGGGAAUGCGGGCAGUGUUCGAUGCCGCAGAUCGCAAUGGAAACGGAAUCCUGGAGGGCGCCGAGGUCCGUGCGCUGCUGACGGCAAUGGGCGGAGCGUCAUCUGCGGCAGACGCACAGGCGUUGCUGGAGACGGUGGGCAAGAGCAAGGACGAUGCCAUUUCAUUUGACGACUUUGUGGCGAUGCACCAUGCGGCGCAGCGGAUGCAGCUCCGCGAGCUCCGCGAUGCAUACGCGGUGUUUGACGCCGACGGCGACGGCAGCGUGUCUGUGGAGGAGCUCGAGGCGGUGCUCAACAAGAUUGGGCUCGAGGUGGAGGACAAGGCGGCGAUGCUUGCGGUGGCAGAUGUCAAUCACGACGGCGGCAUCACUUUUCCCGAGUUUUGCACCAUCAUGGGCUACACCGGACCCAUGUACGAACUCUCGGACGAGGAGGCCUCUGACAGCGGCGCCUCGACGCACAACCUGUUUCUCUUGCUCAAGCAGCGGGUGGACGGCCACUCGAGCAGCGAGUCGGAUUCGGACUCGGACUCGGACUCGGACUCGAGCGAGUCCGAGUCCGAGACUUGCACGGACUCGUCGGGCGGGUCGAGCAGCAGAUCCGCGGGCAGCAGCUACUCGUACAGCAGCCGGUCGUCGGUGCCUGACGGGUGCAUCCGCGUCACGGUCGACGCGUUUUAUCUCGACGAGUACUACGAGGUGACGGUCAAGGCGAACGCAACGAUGAAGGCGUUCAGCACGGCGGUGGCCGAGAUGGCCAAGCACCCAUCAGGCUCGCUCCUCCGCUUCUACUACGACGGCUUCCACGUUCCGCGCUCGUCGAAGCGUCUCAGUAGCAUCGGAAUCGACGGCAGCCGCCCGGUUUUUGUCCUCUUCCUCCACGACCACAACCGGCUGAUGCACGGCAAAGCAUUUGACGCCGACGGGCGGCCGCGGCUCCGCAACAUCUACACCCACUUUCUGCGGGAGGGCAAGCUCCGCAAGGCCGACGCGCUGACGAUUGUGCGGCAGGCACGGGCGAUUCUCAAGUCGGAGCCAAACUUGCUGGUGCUCAAAGAGCCGGUGGCCAUCAUGGGCGACAUCCACGGGCAGUACUUUGACCUGCAGGAGAUGUUCAAGAUCUCGGGCUUUCCUGGCACUUCAAAGCGGCAGCACCUAUACCUCGGCGACUAUGUUGACCGCGGGUACUUUUCGGCCGAGGUGGCGCUUCUGCUGCUGGCGGCCAAGGUCCGGUACCCAUCGCGGGUCUGGCUCCUCCGCGGUAACCACGAGUCGCGCAAGACGACACGCAAGUACGGAUCGAUGGCGGAAAUCACGAGCAAGUACCAGAAGAAGCUCUACCACGAGCUGAUGAAGACGUUUGACGCGCUGCCGCUGGCAGCGCUGGUGAGGACUGGCGGACACUCGCUGCUGGCAGUCCAUGGCGGCAUCUCCCCGCAGGUGGUCAAGCUCCGGCACAUCGAAGGCAUCUCGCGGUUCCGCGAGCCGCCUAAAAGCGGGCCGCUCAAGGACACGCUCUGGGCCGACCCGUACCGCGACCUUGCGGCGUCGGACGACGACCAGGCCGAGUCGUGGGACCUCACCGCGCUUUCGUCGGCGCGGCGCAAGGCGCCAGGCGGGUAUCGGCAGUCGUACUUCCACUCGUCGUCGCGCGGCAAGAACGUGCACGACUUUGGCAAGCCGGCUGUCGACGCCUUUCUGCGCAUCAACUCGGUGACCGGCAUUGUCCGCGCCCACCAGCAGAAGAAACACGGGUUCGAGGCCUCGGCGGCUGGGCCCGACUUUGACUUUCCGGCAGUGACAACGGUCUUCUCGGCGCCCAACUACACCGACACCUCGCUCAACGACGGCGCAGUUGUGCUCGCGGCUCGCGGCAAGAUCCGCAUCAAGCGGUUCAAGUGGCGCCUUCACCCGCACUACAACCAUUUUCUGCCCAAGCUCACGCCUGCGGAGCGGCGGGCGGGGUACACCAAGAACGGGCCGAAUGGCUCGCGCGACCUCGACCGCGAGGACUUUGUCCAGUUCCUCAACUGGAUCAAUCCGUCGGCACUCCGCAAGCUCACCAUCCUGGUGCUGGAAAAGGAGUUCCGCGAGGCCUUUCUCACCGACCAGGUCGACCGAACCUCGGGCCGGUCGCGGGUCAAGCAGGCCUGGCUCCGGCUCCGUGCCUCGCUCGUCGACAUCAUGCGACUCUCUUCGUCGGCGGCUGUCCAGGCGCGGAUCAAGUCCAAGACCCGUGCUAUUGUCCAGUGGUACGACGGCAUCAACAUCUUCAAGCAGGCUGUCGAGGACGAACAAGACUUUGAGCAGGACUUUGACGACGAUGCCGAGGCCGACGACGUCGACGCGGGUGUCGUGUCGUCGUCAUCUGACGACGUCGACGUCUCGUCGCUCAUGCGGCUGCUCGACGACGAUCUCGAAGAUGGCAAGGACGUCAAUCAUGUGUCCGACAACGGCUCAGACUCGGACGACGACGAGCUGUUGAGCAACGCGUUCCUGCGGGCACUGCGGCGAACGCGCGGCGCCGACGGCGGUGGCAAGGGGAAGCGGGGCAAAAGCAAGAGCAAGAGCAAGAGCAAAAGCAAGCGCAAGCGCAAGUCGCAGCACGGAUAAACGACCAACAGGCUGG